Lampris incognitus (smalleye Pacific opah) is the source of this 1332-nucleotide messenger RNA. RefSeq names its product solute carrier family 25 member 33 (gene slc25a33). The record is from RefSeq and is a predicted model, not a curated record. The transcript has 7 exons. Gene Ontology annotation, cellular component: mitochondrion. Bases 150 to 1091 code for a protein of 313 amino acids. Gene Ontology annotation, molecular function: pyrimidine nucleotide transmembrane transporter activity. Gene Ontology annotation, biological process: pyrimidine nucleotide import into mitochondrion. NCBI's taxonomy places the organism in Eukaryota, Metazoa, Chordata, Actinopteri, Lampriformes, Lampridae.
CCGUAAUGACAGAAUCAGAAAGCCGGCUGGAUGAGCUAGGAAGUAGUUAGCCAGCAAGCUAACCGGACCAGACGGCUGCCUUUCUCUUCUUAACAACGAAAUAAUUAAUUCAUCUGACACAUAAGGAAGAGUAUGGUGAAGGUCUGACGAUGGCACAGAAAGACACGCUGUUACAUCUCUUCGCCGGGGGAUGUAGUGGGACGGUGGGAGCAAUCAUGACCUGCCCACUGGAGGUGCUGAAGACCCGACUGCAGUCCUCAGGCCUCACUCUCCGGCCAGUUUUCCAGGUGCAAUUGGGCACCCUGAGUGGGACCGGAGUCAUCCGACCAGGGACUGUUACUCCAGGCCUGUUGCAGGUCCUAAGGUCAAUUCUAGAAAAAGAGGGACCAAGAUCACUUUUCCGGGGCCUAGGUCCAAACCUUGUUGGGGUGGCUCCCUCUAGAGCUAUAUACUUUGCUGCAUACUCCAAGUCUAAAGAGGUGUUCAAUGGGGUGUUAGUUCCCAACAGCGGUGCCGUGCACAUGUCCUCAGCUGGUGUUGCAGCCUUUAUUACUAACUCCCUAAUGAACCCCAUCUGGAUGGUCAAGACGAGGAUGCAGCUGGAGAAAAAAGCCAGAGGAGAGAAGAAGAUGAAUGCACUGCAGUGCGCCCGUUACGUUUACAGAACAGAGGGGAUCCGGGGCUUCUACCGAGGCCUGACUGCAUCCUACGCCGGCAUCUCAGAGACCAUGAUCUGCUUCCUCAUCUAUGAGACGCUGAAGAAACACCUCGCUGAGAGACACUUCUCAUCCCCAAACAGUAACACGGACAAAGGCGCAUCCGAUUUCCUGAGCCUGAUGCUAGCAGCUGCGUUUUCAAAAGGCUGUGCGUCUUGCAUCGCCUACCCACAUGAGGUCAUUCGGACAAGACUGCGUGAGGAAGGCAGCAAGUACAAGUAUUUCUUCCAGACAGGGAGGUUGAUAGCAGUGGAAGAAGGCUAUGCAGCUUUUUAUAGAGGACUUGUUCCUCAGCUAAUUAGACAAAUACCCAACACAGCCAUUGUUCUCUCCACCUAUGAACUCAUUGUCCACCUGCUGGGCGAGUCAAAGUAAGGACUUGUUUGAAAGUCAUGUUGGCCGAGAGACUAAAAAGUGCAGCACAUUGACGGUUAUCAAGGUGCUGCUAGAAGACUUUUUUUUUUUUGGUGCAAUUUGAAGCGGGUUGUACUGUUAUCCAAAGACCUUGAUAUGUUCUAUUUUAUUGAAAGCAUGUCUUUAGAGGGUACGUAAGAAUUCUUCAUUUACUGUACCCAUGAAUACGGCAUAUCUGAGAACUUUUUUUUUUUUUUUGUUU